Molecule: messenger RNA, 3079 nt
Organism: Fukomys damarensis (Damara mole-rat)
Lineage: Eukaryota; Metazoa; Chordata; Mammalia; Rodentia; Bathyergidae
Gene: Sec63
Product: SEC63 homolog, protein translocation regulator
Exons: 20
Coding region: 40-2154 (704 amino acids)
Biological process (GO): post-translational protein targeting to endoplasmic reticulum membrane; SRP-dependent cotranslational protein targeting to membrane
Cellular component (GO): Sec62/Sec63 complex
Molecular function (GO): transmembrane protein transporter activity; RNA binding
Source: RefSeq, a predicted model, not a curated record
AUUCGAUUAAAGAAUAUCAGAAAAGUAUAUGGAAGAUGUAUGUGGUAUCGUUUGCGGUUAUUAAAACCCCAGCCAAAUAUUAUCCCCACUGUAAAAAAAAUAGUUCUGCUUGCAGGAUGGGCGUUGUUCUUAUUCCUUGUAUACAAAGUUUCCAAAACAGACCGAGAAUAUCAAGAAUACAAUCCUUAUGAAGUAUUAAGUUUGGAUCCUGGAGCAACAGUAGCAGAAAUUAAGAAACAGUAUCGAUUGCUGUCACUUAAAUACCAUCCAGAUAAAGGAGGUGAUGAAGUUAUGUUCAUGAGGAUAGCAAAAGCUUAUGCAGCUUUAACAGAUGAAGAGUCCCGGAAAAAUUGGGAGGAAUUUGGAAAUCCAGAUGGGCCUCAAGCCACAAGUUUUGGAAUUGCCCUGCCAGCAUGGAUAGUUGACCAGAAAAAUUCAAUUUUGGUUUUACUUGUAUAUGGCUUGGCAUUUAUGGUCAUCCUUCCAGUUGUUGUGGGUUCUUGGUGGUAUCGCUCGAUACGUUAUAGUGGAGACCAGAUUUUAAUACGCACAACACAAAUUUAUACAUACUUUGUUUAUAAAACCCGAAAUAUGGACAUGAAACGUCUCAUCAUGGUUUUGGCUGGAGCUUCUGAAUUUGAUCCUCAGUAUAAUAAAGAUGCCACAAGCAGACCAACAGAUAAUAUUCUAAUACCACAGUUGAUCAGAGAAAUUGGCAGCAUUAAUUUAAAGAAGAAUGAACCUCCACUUACCUGCCCAUAUAGUCUAAAGGCCAGAGUUCUUUUACUGUCUCAUCUUGCUAGAAUGAAAAUUCCUGAGACCCUUGAAGAAGAUCAGCAAUUUAUGCUGAAAAAAUGCCCUUCUCUACUUCAAGAAAUGGUUAAUGUAAUCUGCCAAUUAAUAAUAAUGGCCCGGAGCCGUGAAGAAAGGGAGUUUCGUGCUCCAACUUUGGCAUCCUUAGAAAACUGCAUGAAGCUUUCGCAGAUGGCUGUUCAGGGUCUUCAGCAGUUUAAAUCUCCCCUUCUACAGCUCCCUCACAUCGAAGAGGACAAUCUUAGAAGAGUUUCUAAUCAUAAAAAGUACAAAAUUAAAACUAUACAAGAUUUGGUGAGUUUGAAAGAACCAGAUCGUCACAGUCUGCUACACUUCCUUGAAGAUGAAAAAUAUGAAGAGGUUAUGGCUGUCCUUGGCAGUUUUCCAUAUGUAACCAUGGAUAUAAAAUCACAAGUACUGGAUGAUGAAGACAGCAAUAAUAUCACAGUAGGAUCCCUAGUUACAGUGUUGGUUAAAUUGACAAGACAAACAAUGGCAGAAGUAUUUGAAAAGGAGCAGUCCAUCUGUGCCGCAGAGGAACAGCCUGCUGAAGAUGGGCAAAGUGAUGCUAACAAGAACAAGACAAAAGGAGGAUGGCAGCAGAAGAGUAAAGGACCCAAGAAAACUGGUAAAUCAAAAAAAAAGAAGCCUUUAAAAAAAAAAACUACACCUGUGACAUUACCACAGUCAAAGCAGCAGAAACAGAAGCAGGCAAAUGGAGUAGUUGGGAGUGAAGCUGCAGUAAAGGAGGACGAAGAAGAAGUUUCUGACAAAGGCAGCGAUUCUGAAGAAGAAGAAACCAACAGAGAUUCCCAGAGUGAAAAAGAUGAUGGUAGCGACAGAGAGUCUGAUAGAGAACAAGAUGAAAAACAGAACAAAGAUGAUGAAGCGGAAUGGCAAGAAUUACAACAAAGUAUACAGAGAAAGGAGCGAGCUCUCCUGGAAACCAAAUCAAAGAUCACACAUCCUGUAUAUAGUCUUUAUUUUCCUGAGGAAAAACAAGAGUGGUGGUGGCUUUAUAUUGCAGACAGGAAGGAACAGACAUUAAUAUCUAUGCCAUAUCAUGUGUGCACACUAAAAGAAACGGAGGAGGUAGAACUAAAAUUUCCUGCACCUGGCAAGCCUGGAAACUAUCAGUAUACAGUGUUUUUGAGAUCAGACUCCUAUAUGGGUUUGGAUCAGAUUAAACCACUAAAGUUGGAAGUUCAUGAGGCUAAGCCCGUGCCAGAAAACCACCCGCAAUGGGAUACAGCAAUAGAGGGUGAUGAAGACCAGGAAGACAGCGAGGGCUUCGAAGACAGCUUUGAGGAAGAAGAAGAGGAAGAGGAAGAUGGUGACUAAGCAGUACCGUGAGGAGACCACAGCGUUUGCACAUAUUGGCAGGCGUUAGUCGUUUUGGAAGUGUGUAAUAAACCAGAAACAGUACAGAAGUGAUGUCGAAGGAAGUGUUAGUUUCUUUACUAGAAAUGGGUGCAUAAAACAGGCAUUUGGUGGUGCCUUGGUACAAUCUGAAAAAAGCUUAAGGCUUAUCAAAGCCUGUCUCGUGUGGGAUGGUACAUUUAUUUCAUCUGCAAAUGAUAAUAAAUUCUUUGUUAUUCUAACUGUCCAGAAGUGUGGGCUGUGUAUUAUCUGAUCAGUUUAUGGUCCCAGUAAAAAGUUAGGUACAUGAAAAACAAUCUAUAAUUGAGCAACUUUUCUUUGUUCAGCUUUAGUUUUAGUAAACAUUAAAGUAUGGUGAAAAUCACAAUUGUGUUUUAAAUAACAUCUGCUCAUUUUUCUUCUCUUGAUAAGCUCGGUUACUCAUUUGUUGAUAUUUUUCAGGUGAUGAGACAGCUCCAUACAUAAAAUGAAGCCUUUUAUUUUCACCUAUGUUGGUCGUUAGUUGACAUUCUGUCACAUUCCACAUAAUGUAGAGGGGUACAUUUUGGGAUUUUCCUUUCUUAAUUGCCCAGUUGUCAGACAGAUUAUAAAAAUGGCUUUUAAUGGCUUAAAACAGUUUUAAGCCGCUCUCUUAGCAGAUCAGUGUGGCAUCUUAUUAUUUUGAUAAGCUGUAGGUCUAAAAUGAUUAUGGGACCAUAUGUUCUCUGACGUUGAUGGUUUAUGUUACUAAACCUUUUUUUAAAAGGUUCACUAUUAAAGCUGAACAACACUCUUAGCUUUUAACCUACCUAUCAGAAGCCUUUUAAGGAAAAUAAAUACAACACGCAAAGGAGGCAUUUUUUGUAUUCAUUUUGAACUCCUGUCAAUAAAAUAGAAGUUUGACUCA